Amphibalanus amphitrite is the source of this 1931-nucleotide messenger RNA. RefSeq names its product transmembrane protein 39A-like. Gene Ontology annotation, cellular component: membrane. Bases 1 to 1374 code for a protein of 457 amino acids. The record is from RefSeq and is a predicted model, not a curated record. NCBI's taxonomy places the organism in Eukaryota, Metazoa, Arthropoda, Thecostraca, Balanomorpha, Balanidae. The transcript has 11 exons.
AUGGUAGUCACAGAUCUUGUGGAAAUUGUCAUACCGUGUAAGCUGGAGCCAGACUGGGAAAGUCACCAUGGCGGGAGGGCGGAGGAACCUCCCGCGCUCGACGCCAAUGAAGCCGGUACCUCCGGCCGACAUGCGGACAAAGCCGGGCAGCGAGGACCGGUCGUGGCAGGUGCCCUGUCUACAGCACGUGCUCAUCCGGACAUCCCGCGCGACGGCGAGCUCUUCUUCGAGACGCUGAUGGUGGUGUUUGUGUGCACGGGCCUGGGCCUGCAGUACCUGAACAUGUACCGUACCAUCUGGUGGCUGCCCCACUCGUACACGCUCUACGCCAUGAACCUGUACCUGAUCGACACUGACGUCACGGGCUUCAUCCUGACGCUGCUGUGCCGUCGGUUCCUCUGGGCCGUGCUCAAACACAUGAGCCUCAACUUUCUGCCGCGAGCGGCCGCCCAGUACAUGUACUUAACUAGCAGGAUACUGGUGCUUCUCACUACGUUUUCUCUGCUCUCGUGGUUCACCUACCAGAUAUUCAUGAAGCACCAUAUCGUCCAUAUUCUGUACCUGUAUUAUUUGAUUGUGGUAUACUUUAUUAUAUUCGGACUCACAAUGGAGCCCUUCCUGGAUUUGAUACCAGAAUACUCAAAAAUACGACAGGGCACAUCAGUGACGCCGCGGCCCAUCUACCACGCCUGCUCUCCGAGCCCCGAGGGUAUUCGGCAGGAGGUGGAAGUACUCAAGGGCGACUUUAACGUCCGAAUCAAACAGAGCCUCUUCAACGCGCUGAUGGUCGGGUACUACGUCGGCAUAAUACCGCUCUUCUUUGCACAGAACACCCUGCAGUACGACACGUUCUGGGUGGGCCAGCACGCCGUGUUCGUGUUCUUAGCCAGCAUGACGCUCUACCUGGUGUACUGCUUCCCGCCGCGCUACUGCGACAUCCUGCACCGGGCCGCGCUCCACCUGGGCACCUGGUCCCGCGUGGACGACCGGCGCGCGCACAUCUCAUUUAAUCCGUGGAACCGGGAACAGCUGUGGUCGCGGGGCGUGCUGACCAAACACAGCCGCGAGUUCUACCGGUGUGACGCGCCCUCGGCCGCCGCCGAGCCGGGCAACGCGCACCACGAGCGGUUCUAUAUGCUGUUCUGCAACCCGUCCGGGGCGCAGUGCUUCAUCCUAGGCCUGCAGGUGUGCGCCGUCCUCUCCGAGACGCUGCUGCUCAUCAGGGCCGUCGAGUGGUACCAGCUCAUAUCGGGCUCCAUCCUGCUCUUUGUCAACUUCUACCCGCUGUUCAAACUAUUCAGGGACUACCUUAUACUGUGUAAGAUAUACAAGGCCGAGCGGCUGAUCCUAGAGAAACAGGCGCCGGCUAGCUGAGGCGACACGUGUAAAAAUGGACUCGUCCAGGGUAUGACCUCCCCCGCAGUGGGAAUGGACUCAUCUUCAUGACAUGUUGAGCGUCGUGCCGUUGUUAUCUUCAGGAAUAUUGUGUUUGUGUUCCCGAACGGUGAACUGUAAGCUUGCGUGCGCGCCCGUCGUAAGUGCGAAAGGGGCGUGUUUUUAACGAUGACUUAAUGUGUUCGAAUGAUGGCUGUAUUUUUGGUUCAUUGCUUGAUUUGCUGCACCUUGCUGCGCAGGGGAAACUGAAGUUGCUUCAUUGAUUCGCUGUAUAACUGCCUGAUAUCAUCGGUGGCUUUUCGCGGUGUGCGGCGAAUGGCCACCCCAUUACGUAAUACGCUUUUGUUGCAAGGUGAUACGAGACGCACAUGGGUUAGAAUGAGAUGUUCAGACUUGUUUUCAUGUUGUUGAUUUGGUAAAGUCGUCAUUUGUUCGCGUAUAAACAUUUGCACUUGUCUGUAUUCCGAAGAAGUGGUAGCGCUACAAGGAUUUUUAGUAUUGACUUGGCAUUGGCCAAUAAACUUCAGUUGGCGAUA